This is a messenger RNA of Rangifer tarandus platyrhynchus (Svalbard reindeer), 381 nucleotides long. The record is from the annotation of a GenBank genome assembly. Lineage: Eukaryota; Metazoa; Chordata; Mammalia; Artiodactyla; Cervidae.
AUGCCAACAAGAGAGCAGUCCCCUAACAACCAAAGAUGGGCUCCCCAGGGGGUCCUUAAGUCUGGGGACUUUGAGGAGGAAAAGCACAUCUUAUCCCCAGACGCUUCAGCCAUCAGAACCUUCUUGCCCCGAUCCAGCUGCCCUGUCCCCCCCAGAUUCUUAAGAUCCCUUGUCAGCUGGCUGUGGGUAGUGGAGAGGGCCAGAGGGGAGGGCACUCCACAUACCCAGUCAGGCCUGCACUGCCCCUUCAGACACCAGCUCAUGCCUCAGGCAGGAAGCCCGGGCAAUGGCCACGAGCUUGCUGGAGGCUCUGAGAGCAAAGCCGCUGGUAGGAACAGAAGGAGAGGGCAGUUGUGGUUCUCUGGCUUCUGGCUGGGCUGA